Molecule: messenger RNA, 1425 nt
Organism: Mercurialis annua (annual mercury)
Lineage: Eukaryota; Viridiplantae; Streptophyta; Magnoliopsida; Malpighiales; Euphorbiaceae
Product: probable glycosyltransferase At3g07620
Exons: 4
Coding region: 1-1380 (459 amino acids)
Molecular function (GO): glycosyltransferase activity
Source: RefSeq, a predicted model, not a curated record
AUGAGGCCAACCCACACCCACUCUACAUAUUCUUCAUAUUUGAUUCUUACCGCUUUUGCUUCAUUUCUUGUGCUCUUCCUCACAAAAGAUUUUUAUAGCCUCUCUUCUUCUCAAUGGUUAUGGCCAUCUUUUUCUUCUUCUCAAUCCAACACGGGGAAGGAGAAAACAUUUAUAAGGAAUCUGAAAAAGGCUUCUAAUAAAGUUGAUACGAAACUGGAGAAGGUUGAAGCAAGUUUCGCCAUGGCUAGAGCUUUGAUAAAAGAAGCUUCAAAAGUUGGAAACUGCACUUUGCUCAAUGACGACGAUGACAACAACAAUGACGAUGUUCCUCGUGGCGAUAUUUAUAGGAAUUCUUGUGCAUUUUACAGGAGCUACCAAUUAAUGGAGAAAUUGCUCAAAAUAUUUGUGUAUGAAGAAGGAGAGCCUCCUUUAUAUCAUUAUGGCCCUUGCAAGAAUAUUUACUCCAUGGAAGGAAUGUUCAUUAGCCUAAUGGAAUCUGAUACAAAAUUCAGGACAUUAAAUCCUGACGAAGCUCAACUCUUCUUUCUUCCAUUUAGUGUUGUCAUGAUCAUUGAACAUCUUUUCCAUCCGGUCUUUCGCGACAAAUCCGUUCUCGAACGCACUGUCGUUGAUUACAUUCGGAUCGUCUCCCGUAAAUAUACUUACUGGAAUCGAAGCUCUGGUGCUGAUCAUUUCAUGCUUUCUUGCCAUGAUUGGGGACCAAGAGCAACAUGGUAUGAGCGUCAGCUAUACUUCAAUUCCAUCAGGGUCUUAUGCAAUGCAAACACUUCCGAGUAUUUUAACCCGAAAAAAGACGCAUCAUUUCCUGAAAUAAACCUGAUAACAGGGGAAAUUACAGACCUUACAGGCGGUUUUCCUCCAUCUAACCGAACAAUUUUAGCGUUUUUUGCUGGAAAAAUGCAUGGGAAAUUAAGACCAAUUCUUUUUCAGCAUUGGAAGGAGAAAGACAACGAUGUAUUAGUAUAUGAAAAAAUUCCUGAUGGAAUUUCGUAUCAAGAAAUGAUGAAAAAGAGUAGAUUUUGCAUUUGCCCGAGCGGCCAUGAAGUUGCAAGUCCGCGAAUUGUGGAGGCAAUUUAUGCAGAAUGUGUUCCGAUUUUAAUAUCACAAGGUUAUAUAUUACCUUUUAGCGACGUUCUUAAUUGGGACUCGUUUUCGAUUCAGGUUUCGGUUAGUGACAUACCAAACUUGAAGAACAUACUUUUGGGAGUUCCUGAAGAAAAGUAUUUGAAAAUGCAGCAAGGAGUGAAGCAAGUGCAAAGACAUUUUGUGAUAAAUAAUCCUCCUAAGAGAUUUGAUGUAUUUCAUAUGAUUAUCCAUUCGAUUUGGCUUCGUAGGUUAAAUGUGCAACUUGUUAUUUGAUUUUUUUUUUGUGUUAGCUUGAAGGAAAAUAUUUUUUUUGGGAAA